Messenger RNA from Melitaea cinxia (Glanville fritillary), 1080 nucleotides. Its product is annotated as segmentation polarity homeobox protein engrailed-like. Lineage: Eukaryota; Metazoa; Arthropoda; Insecta; Lepidoptera; Nymphalidae. Gene Ontology annotation, biological process: multicellular organism development; regulation of transcription by RNA polymerase II; neuron differentiation. Gene Ontology annotation, cellular component: nucleus. Bases 1 to 1080 code for a protein of 359 amino acids. The record is from RefSeq and is a predicted model, not a curated record. The transcript has 3 exons. Gene Ontology annotation, molecular function: DNA-binding transcription factor activity, RNA polymerase II-specific; RNA polymerase II cis-regulatory region sequence-specific DNA binding.
AUGGCGUUUGAGGACCGCUGCAGUCCAAAUCAGGCGAACAGCCCAGGACCGGUCACCGGUAGAGUUCCGGCUCCACACGCGACCGACGUUAGCUACUGCCCCAGCCAGUACACGUGUACGACUAUAGACUCUAGGUUCGAUAGAAACAUGACUGUGGUCAAAGUUCAACCAAACUCACCACCUCCCAGUCCGGAACACAGUCAGAACGAAAUGGACUACCAGAACUAUUACCGACCGGACACGCCGGACGUGAAACCGGUUCUACAGGACGACCGGUUCGACCCGGAUAAGCGUAAUCGGCAGCAACCGGCUGCGUCGAUCGCCUUUUCAAUCAGCAACAUUCUGCAUCCCGAAUUCGGUUUGAACGCGAUUCGUAAGACGAAUAAAAUCGAAGGGCCGAAAGCCGUUGGGCCGAACCACAGCAUCCUGUACAAGCCCUACGAUCUGUCAAAGGAGUAUUCGAAAUUUGAUUUUGAAUUCUUGAAAUCGAAGGAUGAUUUUGGCGCGCUACCACCUCUCGGUGGAUUGCGUCAGACCGUUUCAAAUAUUGGGGAGAUUCAGAAGGAAAAAGAGGUACCAAAGAUUAUAGAGGCGCAAAGGAGGCCGGAUUCGGCGAGUUCUAUGGUGUCUUCGACCUCCAGUGGGGCUGUAUCGACAUGUGGCAGCACCGACACAAAUAGCCAGACCUCUCAAGGGAAUCCUAACCUCUGGCCGGCAUGGGUCUAUUGCACCAGAUACAGUGAUAGGCCUAGUUCUGGCCCCAGAAGUAGAAGAGUUAAGAAAAAGAUGAAUCCAGAAGAGAAGAGACCUAGGACGGCGUUCAGUGCUGCACAACUUGCUAGGUUAAAGCACGAGUUCGCCGAGAACCGUUACCUGACCGAGCGUCGGAGACAGACCCUCGCCGCUGAGCUCGGCCUGGCGGAAGCUCAGAUCAAGAUCUGGUUCCAGAACAAACGAGCCAAGAUCAAGAAGGCGUCUGGACAGAGGAACCCAUUGGCUAUGCAACUCAUGGCUCAAGGGCUGUACAACCACAGCACUGUGACGGAGAGUGACGAAGAGGAGGAGAUCAAUGUGACGUAA